CCUCUCUCUCUUCUCUCUCUCUCUCUCACUCACUCUCUCUCUCCCUCUCCCUCUCCUCUCUCUCCUUCCUCCUCCGCCUCCUCAGCUCUUGGGCUAGAAUAUCUAUGGGUCGAAACGUGAUGCGAUGAAUUCGAGAGAGAGCGAAACUAGGACGAGGAGUGCGGCGGAAGCGGCGGGACUCCUGGGCAUGGGGGCGUCACCACAAUAGAGGCAGCGCCCCCACCCGCCCCCGCCAGCCCCUCCGGAGCGAAGCCCCCAAACCCCCUCGGGAGAAGGAUGGCGGCGGCACCUACCCAGAUCGAAGCCGAGCUGUAUUACCUGAUCGCUAGGUUCUUGCAGCCUGGACCCUGCAACAAAUCCGCUCAGGUGCUAGUGCAGGAGCUCGAGGAGCAUCAGCUGAUUCCGUGCCGCUUAGAUUGGGAGGGGAAAGAGCACCGAAGAAGCUUCGAGGAUCUGGUGGCAGCAAAUGCACACAUUCCUCCAGACUACCUCCUUAAAAUUUGUGAGAGAAUUGGUCCUUUACUAGAUAAAGAGAUCCCUCAGAGUGUUCCUAGGGUACAGACAUUAUUAGGUGUUGGUCGGCAGUCUCUGCUACGGGAUGCCAAAGACUGUAAGAGUACACUAUGGAAUGGGUCUGCUUUUGCGGCUCUGCAUAGAGGCAGAUCUCCAGAACUACCUGUAAAUUAUGUGAAACCUCCAAAUGUGGGCUGGAGGAGAGCAGGCAUCGCCAGCUCCCUCACAGUGGGCCACCUUUUUAUCCGUGUUUCAACCAACCAACCAAACAGAUUGUUAGUGCCUUUCCUAACUCCCCAAGCUGCAACAUUAAAUGCAGAAUCUCUGCUUAGUGGGCCCAAGUAA
Molecule: messenger RNA, 858 nt
Organism: Symphalangus syndactylus (siamang)
Lineage: Eukaryota; Metazoa; Chordata; Mammalia; Primates; Hylobatidae
Product: bromodomain and WD repeat-containing protein 3-like
Biological process (GO): regulation of cell shape; cytoskeleton organization; regulation of transcription by RNA polymerase II
Cellular component (GO): nucleus
Source: RefSeq, a predicted model, not a curated record